Molecule: messenger RNA, 417 nt
Organism: Ostertagia ostertagi
Lineage: Eukaryota; Metazoa; Nematoda; Chromadorea; Rhabditida; Trichostrongylidae
Source: the annotation of a GenBank genome assembly
AUGAUUGGACGGUUGCUGAUGGAUAACGAGGCAGGAUAUGUGGCAUCCGAAUUGUUUCCGAUGUGCUCAGUGCGACCCAACUGCUCGUCGAUAUGCUUUACUUCCAUUACCAAGGUAAAUACUAUUGUGGAAGACAUUUUGCCGAUCUACAAUAUCCACGAUGUGCUGGUUGUGAUGAGCUUAUUUUCGCUCGUGAGUACACAUUUGCCGAGGAGAAAUCGUGGCAUUUUCGAUCACUUCGCUUGUCUCAAGUGUGAUUUUCGUCUCGGCGGUCAUCGCUACAUGAUGAAGAACGACCACCCGCACUGUAUCGACUGCUACAUGAAACAUUUUGCUCGGGUUAGUCUUGCCUUUUGUGUUCCAGCAAUAAUACCAGAUAUUUACAAGGUUAGCUUCCAUUACAAACCAUGGUAUUGA